AUGCAGCUAUCGGAAGAUAUGAAAUACAAGGCUGAGUACCGAAGUUAUUCUGUAUUAAUCGGCUGUGGGGGCAGCAACCGUGUACAAAAUCUUCAUUACGAGAUUCGUGCUACCGGUUAUAGCCCUGAGAUUUUUAAAUUAGAACCCAAGCAUUAUUACUUUUUGCGUGGUUCUUUCUUCCCGACCAAAACCAGUGACACCUAUGAUGACGAGUUCUUCUUCGAAGGUUCUGAUCGAGCCACACCUGUUGUUGAAGAAAGUAUGCAAUUCCUCAAAAAGAAUCCUACGGAUGAUGAUUUGGUUUCUUUAUACGCAAUUGUCCAGCACUGCGACUUCCACCCGGAAACCAAAGACCCGCGAUCCUCAACAGUUGAAUAUCGGAUCCCGCCAUUCAAACACCUUUCGGGUUCACCAAAGAUUGUGAAGAAUGGUCGUGAGUGUCAAUUUCACGGUUACGUGAAAGACUUUAAUGAAGAAACCAACUGUUACAUUGUAAUUGUCGCCCCAACUUCUGGCCAUGUUGAAGUCAAUUCACGUGGCCAUGCAUCGAAAGCGAGCAAUUCCACCGCUUCAAACACUCGUCCCCAAAUAGUAAAAUUCAAUCCACGCGGUGCCAAAGCGCCCUUCAGAUCUCCUUUGAUUGCGUCCUACACAAGUUCCAGCAUCCCGUUUCCUCCCUCUGACCGCACCGCAUCGUCCCUGUCAUCUGGAUCUGGAACAUCCAACCCGAAUCCAAUCGUAAGAGCUACUCCACCUGCCAAAAAGAGACAACGUGCACAACCUAAACGCAAGGUGGCACAAGUUGUGGAACAUGACUCAACUGAGGAAGUUUAA
Messenger RNA from Melampsora larici-populina 98AG31, 834 nucleotides. RefSeq lists its product as uncharacterized. The record is from RefSeq and is a predicted model, not a curated record. The transcript is spliced from 4 exons. Lineage: Eukaryota; Fungi; Basidiomycota; Pucciniomycetes; Pucciniales; Melampsoraceae. Bases 1 to 834 code for a protein of 277 amino acids.